Cryptomeria japonica (Japanese cedar) is the source of this 1556-nucleotide messenger RNA. Its product is annotated as alcohol dehydrogenase-like 5. The transcript has 10 exons. NCBI's taxonomy places the organism in Eukaryota, Viridiplantae, Streptophyta, Pinopsida, Cupressales, Cupressaceae. Gene Ontology annotation, cellular component: cytosol. Gene Ontology annotation, biological process: formaldehyde catabolic process. Gene Ontology annotation, molecular function: zinc ion binding; S-(hydroxymethyl)glutathione dehydrogenase [NAD(P)+] activity. The record is from RefSeq and is a predicted model, not a curated record. The coding region runs from base 109 to 1269 and encodes 386 amino acids.
UCUUGUUGCCUAAAAUACCUUCUUACCAUUCUUCUUUAUGAGUCCCAUAUCCAUUGAUGAUCUGUCUCUUCACUGUGUACACUAAACAUUCCACAAUUACAGACAGCCAUGAAUGGAUCAGUUGGCAACUCCAAGGGAAAAGUUAUCAUCUGUAAAGCUGCCGUGUGUUGGGCAUCUGGGGAAGCUUUGGUGAUGGAAGAAAUUGAAGUGGCUCCACCGCAGGCUCUGGAAGUUCGCAUCAGAAUCAUAUGUACCGCUCUAUGUCACUCUGAUCUCAGUUUUUGGAAUAUAAAACAGGAGAAUAAUAAAGGGCAUCCUCGCAUUUAUGGCCAUGAAGCAGUUGGAAGAGUAGAAAGUGUUGGGGAAAAUGUGAAGGAUUUUGAGGAGGGAGACAUGGUGAUACCUGUGUUUAGGUCACAUUGCACUGAGUGCGUAGAUUGCAAGUCAACCAAAAGCAAUAUGUGUGCCAUCAGUAUAAAAAGCAGAAAUGAAGGACUGAUGAAAAGUGAUAAUGGUACCAGAUUCAGCAUCAAUGGGAAACCUAUAUACCAUUUUUUAGGUGUUUCCAGCUUCUCUGAAUACACUGUUGUAGGGGUUGAUCAAGUCGUCAAAGUAAAUCCAAUGGCUGCCCCUGAUAAAAUUUGUCUUCUUAGCUGUGGGGUCACAACAGGAUUAGGUGGGGCUUGGAAGGUGGGCAAUGUAGAGAAAGGCUCCACAGUGGCUGUUUUUGGUUUAGGAACUGUUGGCAUGGCUGUUGCAGAAGGUGCAAGAAUCAGAGGUGUAUCUAGAAUCAUUGGUGUUGAUGUGAACCCUAAAAAGUUUGAUAUUGGAAGAAAAUUUGGGGUUACAGACUUUGUGAAUCCUAAUGACCAUGAAAAGCCUGUUCACCAGGUGAUCAAAGAAAUGACUGGAAGUGGGGUGGAUUACAGCUUUGAUUGCACAGGCAACAAGUCUGUCAUUGUUGAAGCCUUCAAAAGCACUUGUAAUGGAUGGGGUACAACAGUGGUUUUAGGAGUGGGUAUGACAGAGAUAACCAUAGACUGUCAAGAAUUGCUCCGUGGUAAAACCAUAAAAGGGUCAUUAUUCGGAGGAAUGAAGGCAAAAACAGAUGUGCCCCUAUUGGUGGACAUGUAUAUGAAAAAGGAGCUUCAGCUAGAUGGUUUCAUUACUCAGGAAAUCUCAUUUCCAGAGAUCAACAAGGCAUUUGAGUUGUUGACAAAAGGAGAGUGUUUGAGAUGCAUUAUGUGGAUGGACAGGGCAUUGCAUUAGCUUUCUACACCUAGUUUGAUGGAGAAUAUAUAUAUGUCUUUAAAUCUCUGAUCCAACCAUGUUAAAGGCAAGAUGUUUUGUAGUCCCUUCUGUGAUAAAGUUAUUUCUGUUUUGGGUUAUUACCUUAAGUGUCAUCAAUAACUUUGAUGUCAUAUUAUGUCCCUAUUUUGCUGGGAUCCCACGGUUGAUUCUGCUUGUAUUCACCAUAGCUGGUAGUUCCCAUUAAUAUAUGAAAUUCUUAGAAUGGUAUAUUAUUAUAAUACAGAAGUUGAUUAUCAAAACUGUUA